Penicillium concentricum is the source of this 351-nucleotide messenger RNA. RefSeq lists its product as uncharacterized. The transcript is spliced from 2 exons. The record is from RefSeq and is a predicted model, not a curated record. NCBI's taxonomy places the organism in Eukaryota, Fungi, Ascomycota, Eurotiomycetes, Eurotiales, Aspergillaceae. The coding region runs from base 1 to 351 and encodes 116 amino acids.
AUGGCUUCCGACGCUAACACCGCUUCCUUCGCGAAGCCAAAGCUCUCAGAGCUAGUCCCCAUCCUUAUAGGCGAAGCGAACUUUGUCUCGUGGUCCACAGCACUCAAGUGUGCUCUCGAUACCCUAGCAGAUCACGCCGACUUCAACAAGUACACUAGCAAGUCUCGCCGCCUUCUUUCGUACCUUCACGCUACCGUCCACGCGUCUCUCAAACCCUACAUUAACAUCGCUCGUAACACCUACUCCUCAUACCAGAGUCUUUAUAAGACUUUCGCGGUUCACACCUAUAACACCGGGCUCCACAAGUGGGUUACCCUUCGCUACGCCAACGAUAAUUCGACUACCCUAUAG